Messenger RNA from Zea mays, 3228 nucleotides. RefSeq lists its product as uncharacterized. The record is from RefSeq and is a predicted model, not a curated record. NCBI's taxonomy places the organism in Eukaryota, Viridiplantae, Streptophyta, Magnoliopsida, Poales, Poaceae. The transcript is spliced from 4 exons. The coding region runs from base 398 to 2212 and encodes 604 amino acids.
AAAAAAAAGAAGGACGUUUCCGUUGUGCGCGUGCCGCGUGCGGUUAUCUCCUCCUGUCGCCGCCUCCACUUCCACCAUCCCAAGUGCUCCCUCUCCCGUCCCUCAGUCCGCUACUCCGCUGCCGGUGCUGCAUCAGUUAGGUCAGCGGCGGCGCCGCUGAUCAGGUCAGGUGGUGCCCAGGCCGUUCACGGACCGAGCCCUCCCGUCCUCGUCCGACGCGAGGGCAAUCACCCACACGGGACGCCUUCCGAAGCGACACCCCUCCUCCUCUGGCCAACGUCCCAGCAACAACGAGAAUGGUAGUUAACUGUUUAAAGAGGAAUGCGCUCUGCUUCGCAUCUGUGUCCAUGGGCGCAAGUAUAAUAAUGACGCCAUAUCAACUGUACAGAGCUGGCUGAUGAGAUAUGGAUCAACUGCUUCCAAGACAAGCUCGCCUUCAGACAUGAUGAGGAGCGAAGUAACUGAAGCUGCAAAGCUACUGAACCUGUGGAAUGAAUGGGGGUUACAGAUCCUGGUCCUUGUAAGCUUCGGGUUACAAGUAUUCCUCCUCGUUUUCGGAGGAGUCCGCCGUCAUAGCAACUCCACUGCCCUUGCGUUCUCCCUCUGGUCGGCAUACGUACUGGCCGAUUCCACAGCGACAUACACCCUGGGCCACCUAUCUGUUGACAGUAGGUCAAACGAGCACCAGCUGGUGGUGUUCUGGGCGCCGUUCCCACUGCUGCACCUCGGUGGCCCAGACAACAUCACAGCGUAUGCACUCGAGGACAACGCGCUCUGGCUACGCCAUCUGCAAAUUCUCGCCGUGCAGGUCCUAGGAGCUGCUUAUGUGAUAUACAAGUACAUCUCCAGCAGCGGGAAAUUGCUUUUGCUGGCCUCCUUGUCCAUGUUCUUUGUCGGUAUUCUCAAGUAUGGCGAGAGGAUAUGGGCUCUCAAGUGUGGCAACAUCAGCAGCAUCCGCAGCAGCAUCAGCAUCCGGAAGGUCAAGACUGACCCUUAUCAGUUAUUGACUUUGGGUACUAGCGAAGAGGAUUUGCUGCUUGGAGCCCACUCCCAGUUCGAUAUCUGCAAAGGUGUCUUCGCCGAUAUCAUAAUGCUACCGAAUCCCUUAGUUCGUUCACAACCUAAACCACGUUCCGUGAUAUCUUAUCUGGGAGAGGAUCUAUACAAGUUGGUCGAGAUGGAGCUGUCUCUGAUGUAUGACUUCCUGUACACCAAGGCAGCAGUGAUCCACACAUCGUAUGGCUUCUGCAUCCAUUUCAUCUCGCUGUUUGGCACAGCCACCACAUUCCUUUUGUUUCAGCUCAGUAUCAGCAGCAGUGGAAAUCGGUACAGCAGAGUGGAUGUGGCUAUCAGUUAUGUUUUACUGGUAGGGGCUUUGGUCCUGGAAAUCAUAUCAGUGUGCAGAGCUGUACUAUCCACCUGGACAUGUUCUUUGUUGCACCGCAGGGGCAGGGGAUGGGAGUGGUGUCUCCACAUUAUCACUUCCCUUGGUCAGCGUGUCCAUCCAGCAAGCAGGAGACUCUGGUCGGGCUCCCUUGGGCAGUACAACUUGUUCCACUUGUGCACCCGCAACACCAACGAGAUAGGGAGCAGACUAGCAAUGAAAUUGGGGCUCGAGGACUGGUGGAACAUGAUGCACUUCUCAGGCACUUUCCCACACACUAACUCGUCUUUGUCAAUACAAGAUAUCAAGAAAUUGGUUCUGCAAGCACUGCGAAGCAAAGAGCAAGCACUGCAACACCAGGAUACUGAUUUGAACUCAAGAGGCAGCUUUAUACUGAAACGUAUGGAGGCCUACAAGGACUUUGCUCGCUGGAGCGUCAACAUUGACUUCGACGAGAGCAUCCUUGUUUGGCACAUUGCAACCGAGGUGUUCAUCAGGAAAUCCAAGGCCAAACAUGCAAAAGAACUCCUUGAGGCUACUGAGGUACUAUCCAAUUACUUGAUGUUCUUGCUGGUGGUAAAACCUAACAUGCUACCAGGCGCUGCACGGCAUAACAUACAUCUCACCUCCUGCGAACAACUAGAAGGACACUGCCGAACACGAUUUGGUGAUAAGGACAGUCCAUUGGCGCCAUCCCCUGUAAGCUGGAACCUGUGCUAUAUUAUUAAGGAAUUGUUCCACCAUGAUGGCCCCAGUUGCUCCAGGAUCCCACGGAGGGAGAAGCUUGCAGAGGUGGCGUGGAGUUUCUCCCAAUUUGCACUGGUAUAGCUUCCCUGACCAUUCAACUGAAAAACAUUUCGUUGGUAAUUUAUGUUUGAAGAUAUAGAACAUCUUAAACAGGUUUUUGUUCUAAUUUUACUAACAGAACCAGCACAUGCAUAUAUUCAGAGCUGCACCAAAAAGGCAGUUCCAAACUGAUUUUCUUCGAGUGGAAUUUCAUUCAUAGUGGACCAUCUGAAUUUUAUUUCUUGACUUUGUUUUUUUAUUUUUUAGAUAGACCUUGGUCUAACAAAGUGCAUACUAAAGUUCAGGGUGCAGUAGUUUUAUGUAAUUGUCCUUAUUUGUCUCAGGGAUCAGUAAAGGCACCAAAUCCACACGGGAACUCCAUCCGUGACAGUGCUAAUAUGUAUGCAAUCUUGCUCGCCAACGAGCUUAUGAGCAUAGAGUUGCGGUGGCAAGAUCAGCGUGACACUUUGGAACUGAUCCUGGGGGUGUGGGUGGAGAUGUUGUUGUAUGCUGCUGACCAUUGCAGCCAAGAGUCCCAUGCCAGGCAGCUCAGUAAUGGCUGCGAAUUCAUCACCAUCGUGUCGUUGCUGGCACACCACUUCAAGUACUACUCUGGGGCCUUCAGGGACGCCGCAACCUAGGUGAAGAUAAACCCGCAAGUGAAAAUAACCCCGUUACUGUAAAUAAUCCCAUGAGUGAAAAUUGUGCAAACUUGGUUUAGAUGAGUUCGCACAAUUUUCAUUUGAAAUGACCUCUCUGUCAGUUCAGGGGAAAAACCUGAGGAUUCAUGACUCCAAACAAGAGUAAAUAUAUUUAUCUGUAGAUGAACAUAGUAAUUAAAGUGCUAGGAUUCAUCAAGGUUAGCUUUGGACUCUCCAUUCAACAGUUUGUAAGGUGAGUCUGGCUGGCUGUGUGUGGGUGUGACAUUGUUAGACUACCCGUCUAGGGUUUGUGUUAUUCCCUUGUAAUGACCGUUAUACCCCCUGUGUAAUGGGCCUGGCCCAGUUACUCACUCUAUUAAUAUCACUCCCAACCCCUGUUUAGGGCAUGGGUUCCUA